Molecule: messenger RNA, 1533 nt
Organism: Lichtheimia ornata
Lineage: Eukaryota; Fungi; Mucoromycota; Mucoromycetes; Mucorales; Lichtheimiaceae
Product: V-type proton ATPase subunit B
Exons: 10
Coding region: 1-1533 (510 amino acids)
Biological process (GO): proton transmembrane transport; ATP metabolic process
Cellular component (GO): proton-transporting V-type ATPase, V1 domain
Molecular function (GO): proton-transporting ATPase activity, rotational mechanism; ATP binding
Source: RefSeq, a predicted model, not a curated record
AUGGCCAAGGUGUUCAAUGAGAAUGAAGCAUUCGAACUGCACAAGGCUGCAGUGAUGCGCGACUUUGUUGCAAAGCCGAGACUCGAUUAUCGUACAGUAACUGGUGUCAACGGUCCUCUUGUUAUUCUCGAUAAUGUCAAGUAUCCCCAAUUCUCAGAAAUCGUCGAUUUGACUUUGCCUGAUGGCAGCGUUCGUGCUGGUCAAGUUUUGGAAGUUCAAGGCAAUAAGGCUGUUGUUCAGGUCUUUGAAGGUACUUCUGGUGUCGAUGCCAAGGCUACCCACAUUUCCUUCACCGGCAACACUCUCCAAAUCCCCGUCUCUGAAGACAUGUUGGGUCGUGUUUUCAACGGUUCCGGCAAGCCUAUCGAUAAGGGUCCCAAGGUCUUUGCUGAUGACUACUUGGAUGUCAACGGUUCUCCCAUCAAUCCUUUCUCUCGUGUCUAUCCCGAAGAAAUGAUCCAGACCGGUAUCUCUGCCAUUGAUACCAUGAACUCCAUUGCUCGUGGUCAAAAGAUUCCCAUCUUUUCUUCUGCUGGUCUUCCACACAACGAGAUUGCUGCCCAGAUUUGUCGACAAGCUGGUCUCGUGCAAAAGUUGGCUCCCACCAAGGAUGUGCAUGAUGGUCACGAGGAUAACUUUUCCAUUGUCUUCGGUGCCAUGGGUGUCAACAUGGAAACUGCUCGCUUCUUUAAGCAAGAUUUCGAAGAAAAUGGCUCCAUGGAACGUGUCACUCUUUUCUUGAACUUGGCUAAUGACCCUACGAUUGAACGUAUCAUUACUCCUCGUCUUGCAUUGACUACUGCCGAAUACUACGCUUACCAACUUGAGAAGCACGUCUUGGUCAUUUUGACUGAUAUGAGUUCUUACGCUGAUGCUUUGCGUGAAGUCUCAGCUGCUCGUGAAGAAGUCCCUGGUCGUCGUGGUUAUCCCGGUUACAUGUAUACCGAUUUGUCGACUAUUUACGAACGUGCUGGUCGUGUUGAAGGCCGUAAUGGUUCUAUUACCCAGAUCCCUAUUUUGACCAUGCCUAACGAUGAUAUCACCCAUCCUAUUCCCGAUUUGACUGGUUACAUUACCGAGGGCCAAAUCUUUGUCGAUCGUCAAUUGCACAACCGUCAAAUUUAUCCACCCAUCAACGUCCUUCCUUCUUUGUCCCGUUUGAUGAAGUCUGCCAUUGGUGAAGGUAUGACUCGCAAGGAUCACGGUGAUGUUUCCAACCAAUUGUACGCCAAGUACGCUAUCGGUCGUGACGCAGCUGCCAUGAAGGCUGUCGUUGGUGAGGAAGCUUUGAACCAAGAAGACAAAUUGUCGCUCGAAUUCUUGGACAAGUUUGAGAGAUCUUUCAUUGCUCAAGGUCCCUAUGAAUCAAGAACCAUUUACGAUUCCUUGGACUUGGCUUGGUCGUUGUUGCGUAUCUUCCCUAAGGAAUUGCUCAACCGUAUCCCACAAAAGGUGCUUGCCGAGUAUUACCAACGCGAUCGCAAGGGCAAGCGAUCCAAGGGUGUUUUCGAUACCACCGAGGAUAAUGAGUAA